UGAAACUGAAUAUAAAAAUUAUUUAUUGCAACAACUGAAUCCGAAUUUUGAAGUAAUAAAUGAUCCCCAUUAUAGUAUGAGAUUAACUUUUCUACGAAAUUGUCAACUCUUAUCGGUAAGUUGUCUCUCCGUUGAAAACUCUGUUCUUAAUAUUAUUGAAAUUGCUUUCCACCCGACAAAAUAAUAUUAAUAUUGAAGACAAUUUAGGAUCAAACAUAAGUAGAGACAACUGUGCAAAUAAUUAUAAUUCACAUACAGUUUCUUCCAAUAAAAGCUUCAACAACAAAUGCCAUUUGAAUAAUCAAGAACUUGAUACAGAUUGUAUAGAUGAAGUAUUUAAUAUCAGUGACAUUAAUAACAGUUCAAACCAAAAUACUUUACAAAUUGAAGAAGAUAACGAAAUUGAACUUAAUGAAAACAGAAAAACCUCAACGGCGAAAACUUUAAAUAAAGAACUUGAUACAAACAUAAUAUGUUUGCCAUGUAAAAAUGGAGAUUUCCCGACAGGCAUACAUAGGUGUACAUUUUGUAAUAAAUCUGUACACCUAUUUGGUUGUUCGGUAAAGCAUGUUGAUAACGAAGAAUCGCGUAUAUGUUUGUCAUGUUUUAACGAAUUACAAGAAAAAGACGCCGAAGAACAAUGACAAAAAAAAAGAAAAACACCGAAUCAGUCCCACAGUCGAGCUGCAAACUCGUAUCUUGUUUCGCAACCAGGAUUUGAUCAUUUAGAUUUAAACCAGAAAGGUUCUAUAAAGUCCAUAAUAUUUUUAAAAAAUGGGAACACUUUUCAAAAUAAGCCACCAUGCAUUUUACCUGAAAUAGGUAAAGUCAUUCUCAACAAUAGUUGUUCGCCAGACUCGUUAAUGUCAAUAUUAGCCUGUGCUGCAGCAGACAGUGAUGUUUAUUUUAAAUUUUUAUCUGGCAUAUAAAAAAAAGAUAAAACUGCAAAAUUUAUCAAAAGUAUGCUAAAUACAAAAACAAAAAAAAUGAUGCAUAAAGAACGAAUACUAUUAUUAGCCCCAUAUUAUCUAUCAAGGGACAAACAACUCGUUGGUGGCAUUAGUAUGAUAGAUGCAAUGGAUACAGUGUCAUCAACAACACAUAAAUUAUUGAAAAAUAUGCCCUCAUACAAGAAAAUAAAUCGUUGUACAAAUUUCUUGUGCGAAGAAUUUUCCAUAGACCAAAGUUGUGAAAUUAUAACUUUAACUGCUAUUGAUGAGAAAAUAGGUGUCCAAAAAGAAAUAGAUAGUUUUUUAAAAACUGAAUCAAUAAUAUGUUCCCACUGUAACUCAGUAAGGAAUAUUACAGUGAGUGUUAAACAAAAUGUUUUGAUUGAGCUGGUUUCUCUUCCAAAAGAACUUGAAGCAUCAACAAGUGUUCCCGACAUUAAUAUUAUAAGUGAAGUACAACAAAAUUAUGCUGGAGAAAUAAUGUGGACAUUAGAUGAGAUACCAAAAACAUUAAAUCUAAAAGGUCGUACAUAUUACAUCCGGGGAAUUAUUAUAUUUAAUAGUGGUUUACGUACAGGGUUCAGAAUGAAAAGUGGUCACUAUAAGGCUAUUCCAUGUAGGACAAAUAAGUUUUGGGAAGUGUAUGAUGAUUUAAAAGACAAUAUUACACAACCAAAAUCAAUACAAAAUAAUGUCGAACUUCUAAUAUAUACACUUUAAUAAUGUCUACGAUACCAGCAAUAAUAUUUAUUUGUAUG
Messenger RNA from Aphis gossypii (cotton aphid), 1708 nucleotides. RefSeq lists its product as uncharacterized. NCBI's taxonomy places the organism in Eukaryota, Metazoa, Arthropoda, Insecta, Hemiptera, Aphididae. The coding region runs from base 963 to 1670 and encodes 235 amino acids. The transcript has 2 exons. The record is from RefSeq and is a predicted model, not a curated record.